AGAAAACUUGCUAUGUCCAAGACGGAAAAUCUACAACUCAGCAGGAUAUGUGUAACUCUUCGGGCUGAGGAUAAACGUCGGAGAAAAAAUGCUUUGGAAGAACUUGAUAAGCUUGUAUUUGAGAUGGGGACACCCAUGGAAGUAAGCAAUGUGGCAGAGGUAUGGGAAACUGUUCAUCAAAAUCUGGUACGAACGUUGAGCGAUCAGGCAGAAGCUUGUCGUUAUUCUUGCAUUGAGUUACUGAAGAAGUUCCUAGACAUUUUAACACCUUGCGAUAAGAACAUAAUAUAUAUCAUACCUAUUGCAACCAAACGAUUGGGUUCCCAAGAAAUUGUAGAAAGCUCGGAAGAAGUCAGAUUGAACUUUGUUUCCCUCCUCAGACUAAUUGUGCGAAAAUAUAAAGAGUACUUGCCUGCUUAUUUGGACGAUUUUAUCACUAUAUUAAAUAAAACUGUCAUUGACAAUUACCCAAGCGUCAAGAAAGAGAGCUGCUCAUGUAUUUCGGAACUGGCUAUGGCAAUACCUAGACAUUUUUAUAAUCGUUCAGAGAACCUGAUCAAACCUACCUUAACAAACUUUAAACAUCAACAAUAUAAAGUAAGAGUGGCUGCCAUAACAACAAUUGGAGAUAUUGUGCAAUAUGGAAAUAAUAAGACAAUUGAAGAUGUCUGUACUCCUAUGGCCGAACGACUAUUUGAUCAAAGUGGAGCAGUGCGAAUGGCUGUUGUACAAAUUGCUGGGCGAUGGCUCUUAGAACUAAGGGACAGAUAUAGCUGGUGGCACAAGUUGAUUCCAUUACUGCUAACUGGGCUGCAUGAUGAGAUUGAGGCAAUAAGGAACUCAGCUGGAAAAUUGUGGGAAACAGUUGGUGAACAGUACAUCUCGGAGAAUGAUAAUGAUGAGAAACUCAAGGAUAAAUUGGACUUUCUUGACCAAUAUUCUGAGCAUUAUCCUCCGAACAUUGCUAGACCCAAUUUGGGAUGCCGCACAAUAGCUCAACAAAACUUGAGCAAGCUUAUCGGUGGCAUUGGGAAGGAACUUGGAGAUUGGAUGGCGGAUAUUAGAGUUCGGUCUGCUCAAUUGUUGUGCGUUCUCGUUCUCAAUGUGGAACAAGAUGUAACUCAACAUAUCGAAAAGAUUCUGCCACCUAUGUAUCGAGCUUGUAAUGAUGAGGAUAAAAGGGUUAUUGUUAACGUCGAGCUUGCUGCUGAAUAUAUGGGAUAUUUUGUACCCCCAGAUAUAUAUUGUCACUUGGUAUUGCCCACACUGGAGGAGAAUCCCACAUCUGGUCAUCUCAGAGUUUUUUCAGCAAUAAUCAGAGGAAGUGAUCGAAAGGGACUUGUUCCAAAGCUUGAAAAAAUUAGCAGCUUCUUGCGGCAGUCCCACAUCUGCCGGGGCAAGAAUUACAAUUAUCAAGAACAAAUUCUUUCAUGCUGCAAAUCUCUGAUGUCCGUAUGCAAUGAGGACUGCCACAUCAGUUCCCAAGAUCUUUUUACAGUGAUUUUCACAGUGCUAUCACUGGCGAGUGAUGAAAAAAUUCGCAACGAUUCUAUUGAAUUGUUGAAAGAGCUAACAGUCAUUGAGGAGUUGACAGACAUAGAAGAAUUGUAUAAAUGUCACUUGGAGUCAAUGUUAAAACUUAUAAACGGUAGUCCCGAAUCAUGGACUAUUUACAGCGCCGAAUUUCUCAUUCUACAAGCCUGUUUGAUUCACACUGGACCUGUCGCUUCCCAGCAUCUAGAUUUAAUACUACCGAUACUGAAGCUCACAACAGCUAAAGAUGCUGAUCCGGAAUUGAGACUUAAACAGUUUCUUUUGCUUUCAAACUACUUAAUGCGAAGGCAAGUAACUUUGAAGAUGGCUGAAAAUCUUUCUGAGUUUAUUAGUAGUCUUCUAGAAGAGAUUAUUGUGCCCAAUUUGGUCUGGUCAGCUGGCAGAGUAGCUGAAGCUAUUCGAACAGCAGCAGUUUGUUGUCUGUGCGCUGCUUUAGAUGAAAGUCCCAAUUAUUCUGAGGACGGAACUGAUGAAACUGAGUCUCAACAUUCAUGUGAAUCAAAACGUAUACGACAAACUGAAAAUAAAUUAUCCAAUAUCGAUUUACUCCAAGACAAAACUGACACAGAAAAAGAAAAAGACCUCGAGAAUGAAGAGAAUUCCAAAAUUGAAAAUAACAAGCCCUCAAAUGAACUACAGUUAUUCCCGAACUCCGAAUCUUUUUUGAAAUUAUUUGGUGAAGUUAUGCCAAUUCUGAUAAGCCUGGUUGACGACAAUGCCAAAAAGACAAGACUAUAUUCCCUGCGAGCUAUCUGCCAAAUUAUGAGAAUAGGUGAGAACCUAUCUUGUCUCAGCGAAGAACACGUGCAUCAAGUGUACCCUGUGGUCUUGAAAAGAUUGGAUGAUGGUUGUGACGACGUGCGAUAUUUAGCAGUAAAAACUCUCAGUAUUGUGUGGGCUGCUGCACCCAAGAAUUACGAUGUUGUAUUUAGUAAAAGUCAUGUCGAUGCGCUUUAUACCAGCACUAUAGUGCAUUUAGAUGAUCCAGAACCAAAAUUUCAGGAGACCAUGCUCGAGGCGAUGAAACCGAUGGUCAGACUACACCCAGAACUUCUCUCUCAAAAAAUCCAAAACUGUAGAGGAAAUUUCCGCAACCAGAAGAGCCUGGAGGUGCUACUAAAACACGCGCACGACCUUCUUGCGGGGAAACUAUAACAGAGGCGAAAAGUACUUGGAAACAACUGGAAGUCAUCGUUUCGCAUUGAAUCGACGUAUAAUUCAUUAUGCAAUGAAUAAACUGAAUAAGCUGCAUGUGUGUAGAUAUAGUCUGUGAGCAUAUUCGAUUAUGCCUUAUGCAAGGGAGCAAAUGUUGGGCAAUUGUAUUGUCCAAAUAAAUAAAAAUUUGACAUCCAUUAAAAAUAUCUAAGCGAUAA
Messenger RNA from Athalia rosae (coleseed sawfly), 2927 nucleotides. RefSeq names its product dynein axonemal assembly factor 5 (gene Dnaaf5). The transcript is spliced from 6 exons. The record is from RefSeq and is a predicted model, not a curated record. Lineage: Eukaryota; Metazoa; Arthropoda; Insecta; Hymenoptera; Athaliidae. The coding region runs from base 13 to 2709 and encodes 898 amino acids. Gene Ontology annotation, biological process: inner dynein arm assembly; outer dynein arm assembly; cilium movement. Gene Ontology annotation, molecular function: dynein intermediate chain binding. Gene Ontology annotation, cellular component: cytoplasm.